AUGCUGAGAAUUCAAGCCAGAAACUUCUCAAAUGGUGCUGCUAUGCAAGCUGCUGCCAAGAAGAAAGCCCCAGGGUUCUCCAAAGCGCAAUCUGGGGGCAAAAAAACUACGAAGAGAGUUACUGCAGGCUCCAUGUACAAAAGAUGGCAACCUGCAGUGGCUACAGCCAAUUUACACAAGAACGCAACUUUUGUUGAUCUACCCAUCUUCAACCCACAGAAGAUGAAAGGUGUCGAGGUCAAUUCUUUCUCCGAACAUCAGCUACAAUUCUUAUAUCGCCUUGGCUCUUUCAGACAGAACCAAUUCAAUGAAUUAUUCACACGUCCUGUGUCUCUUGUAAGAGAUUCGACCACCAAAAAGUUAUUCGAUACUUUGGAAAAGUCUGCUAGCAAGAGAAUAGUAAUUACUGGUGAACCUGGUGUCGGUAAGACCACUCUUUUAGCGCAAUUACAUGCUCAGGCACUCGAAAAGAAAGCUCUAGUGUUCUCGAUUUCUAAUUCGGAGAUACUCACCAAUGGGAGAACAGACUUCUUUGCCGAAGGAGAAAAAUACAUCCAACCAAUGCUUGUGAAGAAACUAUUAACAAAAUUUGCAAAGUCAAACAGCAAGGAACUACUACAGUCCAUUACCCUAUCGGAUAAUUACAAGUUAGUUCAUUCUGAAGGUAAGGACUUGUCCGUUAAGAGAAACGUUAACCUAACCAAAGGUAAAUCUACUCUAUCUGAUUUGCUAAACAUAAAGGCACCAUCCCGUAAUAGAGGCGCGGUAUUUGAUGCUCUUAUCAAGGAACUAACAACACAAACUAAAAUCCCGGUAUACUUCACCGUGGACAACUUUUCUCAUCUGUUAACCACCCCUUUCACAGCUUACAAAGACACAUCCAAUAAAAACAUUCACCUAUUGAAGUUUCAAAUCGGUCAAUCAAUCUUUGACCUUGUUUCUGGUGAUCUAAAGUUCGCAGCUAAAAACAGCUGUGUUGUGCUUGCAACGUCAGGCAGUGACAGAACUAACAGAACUCUUCCAAUCGGUUUGAACAAACUUCCUCAUGACCCAUACUUAACAAGAUACCAUUAUGAGCCAUUACUAGCCGAAAAGUUACUCAAAGGUAAAUGCGAGGAAUUUGAGGUUGCUAAACUAAGCAAAAUCGAGGUUGCUAAAUUGAUAGAAUUUUAUCAAAAGGCUGGUAUAUUGUUGGAGAAAGAUUUGCAAAACAAGAGUUUGGAACAGCUCACCGAGGAGAAAUAUUUCUUGAGUGGGAACGGUAAUCCAAGAGAAUUACUCAAGAGCAUUGCUUUAUAUCCAUUUUAA
Molecule: messenger RNA, 1308 nt
Organism: Kluyveromyces marxianus DMKU3-1042
Lineage: Eukaryota; Fungi; Ascomycota; Saccharomycetes; Saccharomycetales; Saccharomycetaceae
Gene: RSM23
Product: mitochondrial 37S ribosomal protein mS29
Exons: 1
Coding region: 1-1308 (435 amino acids)
Biological process (GO): mitochondrial translation
Cellular component (GO): mitochondrial small ribosomal subunit
Molecular function (GO): structural constituent of ribosome
Source: RefSeq, a predicted model, not a curated record